Antrostomus carolinensis (chuck-will's-widow) is the source of this 948-nucleotide messenger RNA. RefSeq names its product chymotrypsin-like elastase family member 2A. Gene Ontology annotation, biological process: proteolysis. The annotation marks the transcript as partial. The transcript has 7 exons. Gene Ontology annotation, molecular function: serine-type endopeptidase activity. Lineage: Eukaryota; Metazoa; Chordata; Aves; Caprimulgiformes; Caprimulgidae. The record is from RefSeq and is a predicted model, not a curated record.
CUAAACUACACAUCCUAUUCUGUAUGUCUUCUAGCUUUUGGCUGCGGGGUUCCUGCCUACCCACCCAUUGUGUCUAGAGUUGUUGGAGGUGAAGACGCGAGACCGUACAGCUGGCCCUGGCAGGCCUCCCUUCAGUACAGUUCAAAUGGCAAAUGGCGUCACACCUGUGGAGGAACCCUCAUUGCAACCAACUGGGUGAUGACAGCUGCACAUUGCAUCAGUUCUUCUAGGAAAUAUCGAGUAUUUCUUGGAAAAUACAACCUAGCAGCUGAAGAAGAAGGAUCAAUUGCCCUUUCUCCAGAAAAAAUCAUUGUCAAUGAGAACUGGGAUCCACAGAAAAUUGCAAAUGGGUAUGACAUUGCUCUGAUCAAACUCACUGAACACGUCACCUUGAGUGACCACAUUAAGCUGGCCUGCCUGCCCCCUGCACAAAGCAUCCUAUCAUCCAACACUGCCUGUUAUGUGACAGGAUGGGGACGGCUGCAGACAAAUGGAGCUCUUCCAGAUGACCUGCAGCAAGGACUUUUGCUGGUGGUGGAUUAUGCAACUUGUUCCAGUCCUAGCUGGUGGGGAAGCACAGUGAAACCCACCAUGGUUUGCGCUGGUGGGGAUGGAGUCACCUCCAGUUGUAAUGGGGACUCUGGUGGCCCACUGAACUGCCAAGGUGCUGAUGGCCGGUGGGAAGUGCAUGGUGUCGUCAGCUUUGGCUCUUCUCUUGGCUGCAACUAUUACCACAAGCCUUCCGUCUUCACUCGGGUCUCUGCUUUCAACAGCUGGAUCCAGCAGGUAAGGUGCUGGGUUCUGCUGCUAGAGGAUACAGACACUUGGCUACUUCUGAGGUUCUCUCUGACUGAGAUUUCUGUCACCUGCUCAGGGACCUGUUAUGGCAACCAACUAAUCCAAAGAGAACUGGAUGAUAGAUGCCAAGAAGGAAAACAGUUUGAAUAA